Cooperia oncophora is the source of this 1398-nucleotide messenger RNA. The record is from the annotation of a GenBank genome assembly. Lineage: Eukaryota; Metazoa; Nematoda; Chromadorea; Rhabditida; Trichostrongylidae.
AUGUCGGAAAAUCCUCUUCACCACUAUGAACAAUCCUCCGAAGGUCUUGACGACGCCGAUUACCAACCCCAAGAAGACGAAGAAGAAGGUACAUUUUACAACAACGACAUCCCUGCUGAAGCACAACCUAUACCUCAACGUAACGUUGCUGAAGAGCUUAGUGCUCUUCACUCGGCCAUUUCCACUCUAACUGAAACAGUGGCCGUCAACCAGAAACGUCCAAACGGGGACACUACAGACAAGGAACCCCAGGCGAAACGACACAAAAAAUGCGUAGACAAGGAAUUACUACGAAGAAUGGAACAACGCAUCCUCCAGCUCGAAAGAAGUACUCAACAACUCACUAAUACUAUCCAAAACUGGAACCAUGCGGAACGUCACCAACAGCCCCCGCGCCGUGACGCUUCGGCAGAACAGCGUCGAGAUCCUUCCCCACAAGACGAGAGACGUAUGCAAAAAAGCAAUAACUGCACCUUCUGUAGUGGAGACCAUUGGCCAUCGGCAUGUACACAAUACAGAACCCUAUCGGAAAGACGUCAACAAUGCCAAGUCAGAAACCGUUGCGAACGUUGCCUACGUGUUGCUAAUCAUCUAACCAUUGGCCAUCGGCAUGUACACAAUACAGAACCCUAUCGGAAAGACGUCAACAAUGCCAAGUCAGAAACCGUUGCGAACGUUGCCUUACGUGUUGCUAAUCAUCUAGUCACGUCUUGUCACAUUGAGCUACAAUGUUUCUACUGUAGACGUGAUCGCCGCGCUCACCUUAUGAAACGCCACAAUUCGGCUUUCUGCCCAUAUCAGUUUCCCAUAAUUACAAAACAACAUCUUGGAAUUCAAAUAAACAUUUUAAAAUCCCUCCUACAAGAAGCCAAUGAAUAUUGUGCACCCUGGCUAUUCCCAGUGGAUUAUGUACCACUUAUAGUCUUUAUUACUUCAAAAACACUAAUAGUGAAAGACUUGAAAAAUAAAAUUACUCAGCAGAAGGACCUUAUUUGGUCCGCAUACACCGAAGCGUACACUGCUCUAGCAGCAGAAGAACUCUCAACUGAAUUCGAUAUUCUUUGGAAUGAAAUACAAGGAGGAACCUUACUUAUAACGGCGGCCACUGUAACUCGCAAUCUCGAGAAAAGAUUAUUGGAGCUCAAGUGCCAAAAAGCAAUUCAUCGACAAUACAAGCGUGCAAGAUCUUUUACAGGCAACCCCACAACAAUGCAUUACACACCCUAUACUAACUUCCACCACGAACAGAUCCUACAACAACCGCACACCUUCCAACCUUCUACUAGCUAUGUAGCCAAACCGCUUUCUACCAAUAUACCACCCGUCACGACAUUAACAGAAUGGACGCUUCAAGCGUCAGUUAACACUCUUCAUACGACAACUCAAGACCACAACUAA